AUGCCCAUACCUCCCCACCUCCCCACCACCCAACUGGCCGUAACUCACCUACCACCCUACUGCCCAUACCUCCCCCACCACCCAACUGCCCAUACCUCCCCCACCACCCUACUGCCCAUACCUCCCCCACCACCCAACUGCCCAUACCUCCCCCACCACCCUACUGCCCACACCUCCCCCACCACCCAACUGCCCAUACCUCCCCCACCACCCAACUGCCCAUACCUCCCCCACCACCCACCUGCCCAUACCUCCCCCACCACCCUACUGCCCAUACCUCCCCCACCACCCAACUGCCCAUACCACCCCACCACAAAACUGCCCAUACCUCCCCCACCACCCAACUGCCCAUACCUCCCCCACCACCCACCACCCAACUGCCCAUACCUCCCCCACCACCCUACUGCCCAUAGCUCCCCCACCACCCAACUGCCCAUACCUGCCCACCACCCCACCACACAACUGCCCAUACCUCCCCCACCACCCAACUGCCCGUACCUCCCCUACCACCCUACUGCCCAUACCUCCCCCACCACCCAACUGCCCAUACCUCCCCCACCACCCUACUGCACAUACCUCCCCCACCACCCAACUGCCCAUACCUCCCCACCACCCCACCACCCAACUGCCCAUACCUCCCCCACCACCCAUCUGCCCAUACCUCCUUCCACCACCCAACUGCCCAUACCACCCCACCACCCAACUGCCCAUACCUCCCCACCACCCAACUGCCCAUACCUCCCCACCACCCAACUGCCCAUACCUUCCCCACCACCCAACUGCCCAUACCUCCCCCACCACCCAACUGCCCAUACCUCCCCACCACCCCACCACCCAACUGCCCAUACCUCCCCCACCACUCAACUGCCUGUACCUCCCCCACCACCCAACUGCCCAUACCUCCCCCACCACCCAACUGCCCAUACCUCCCCACCACCCCACCACCCAACUGCCCAUACCUCCCCACCACCCAACUGCCCAUACCUCCCCACCACCCAACUGCCCAUACCUCUCCACCACCCAACUGCCCAUACCUCCCUACCUCCCCACCACCCAACUGCCCGUACCUCCCCACCACCCAACUGCCCAUACCUCCCCACCACCCAACUGCCCAUACCUCCCCCACCACCCAACUGCCCAUACCUCCCCACCACCCAACUGCCCAUUCCCCACCACCCAACUGCCCAUACCUCCCCACCACCCAACUGCCCAUACCUCCCCCACCACCCAACUGCCCAUACCUACCCACCACCCAACUGCCCAUACCUCCCCACCUCCCCACCACCCAACUGCCCGUACCUCCCCACCACCCAACUGCCCAUGCCUCCCCACCUCCCAACUGCCCAUACCUCCCCACCUCCCCACCACCCAACUGGUCGUACCUCCCCACCACCCAACUGCCCGUACCUCCCAACCACCCAACUGCCCAUACCUUUCCCACCACCCACCUGCCCAUACCCCACCACCCAACUCCCCACCACCCAACUGCCCAUACCUCCCCACUCAUCCAACUGCCCAUACCUCCCCACCACCCAACUGCCCAUACCCCCCUCCACCCACACCCCCCCUCCACCCAACUGCCCAUACCCCCCUACCACCCAUCUGCCCAUACCCCCCCCACCCAACUGCCCAUACCCCACCCCCCCACCCACCUGCCCAUACCCCCACCACCCAACUGUCCACACCCCCAACCCCUCACCCAACUGCCCAUACCCCCCCACCCAACUGCCCAUACCCCCUCACAACAACUGCCCAUACCCUCCCACCCCCCCCACCCAACUGCCCAUACCCCCCACCACCCAACUGCCCAUUCCCCACCACCCAACUGCCCAUACCCCCCACCACCCAACUGCCCAUACCCCCCCACCCAACUGCCCAUACCCCUUUGUCAGAAAUGAAUGCAUAGACACAUCAUUGUGUUGCACGUUUCUGUUCUAG
Molecule: messenger RNA, 1938 nt
Organism: Oncorhynchus mykiss (rainbow trout)
Lineage: Eukaryota; Metazoa; Chordata; Actinopteri; Salmoniformes; Salmonidae
Source: RefSeq, a predicted model, not a curated record